GAGAAAGGCGUCUCUGAGAACAACACUGUGUGUGUCGUACGCUUUUUUACUGUAAUCAAAAUAAAAAAAUUUAUCGAAUUACGACAAUCUAUAAUAUCAGUUGUCUGUGUCGUGAAGGGAUUAUUUAGAUGAGUUCCUCCAGUUCCUCGCACAUGGCUAAUGGAGAAAAAAGCAUUCCUCUUUGGUAGAAUGAGAAAUGCAAUGAGGCAUGAUAGAAGAAAAACACGUUAGCUAGUUAUCAAAUCCUUCUUUAUUUCAUUAUUUGGAAAGAAAGAGAACAGAAUUUAUCGCAAACCAAAUUUUUAAAAAAGCCAAAAAUCAAGGCUCCAAAAAGCCAGAGGCAAUAGAGAAUCAAGGGCGUUUGUACAGUAUGAAAUAUUGUCCUUUUGCUCACAGAGUACGACUCAUACUCACUCUAAAACAAAUUCCUCAUGACAUUGUCAAUAUUAAUUUACAGGAUAAACCAGACUGGUAUUUCCAAAUUCAUCCAGAAGGCAAAGUACCAGCUUAUGUAGACACAGAUGAUGCAAUAAUAACAGAUUCUGUUACAAUAGCAAACUAUUUGGAUCAAAAAUAUCCUGCGCCUCCUUUAUACAACGAUAAAACAAAAAGUCGUGAUUUAGAACUAUUAGAUCAUUUUUCUAAGAUUAUAAACACUUUUUCGAAUUGCAUACAUGACAAAGAUAAGAGACAAUUUGAAGAAAUUGUAGUUGAAACAAAGGACAAUUUACAAGAAUUUGAGGAAGAACUUGGUAUACGUAAGACACCAUUUUUUGGAGGAAAUAAUCCUGGUAUGUUGGAUAUUCUUAUGUGGCCCUGGUUUGAGCGUGCAAAAGCUCUGACUAUACUUUACAAACGGCGUGCAAGUCUUGACAAUGAGAGAUUUCCUAAUCUUAUGGACUGGUUGGAUGAAAUGAAAGGUCAGUGGUUUAUUGAGGAACACAAAUGCUCUUAUGAAAAGUUUGCAAAAUUUAUAGAAGCUUCAAAAGCAGGAAACGUUGAUUAUGAUAAUAUUUAAACAUAUUUAAUAUAAUAUAUCAAAAAAAGAAUAAACCGCUGCAAGAAUAAACAGAAUUGCUUAAUUUAAAUGACAGAGAUUAACAUAAUAGCAUUAAAAUCAACAUUCCAA
This is a messenger RNA of Camponotus floridanus (Florida carpenter ant), 1129 nucleotides long. Its product is annotated as pyrimidodiazepine synthase. Lineage: Eukaryota; Metazoa; Arthropoda; Insecta; Hymenoptera; Formicidae. The record is from RefSeq and is a predicted model, not a curated record. Gene Ontology annotation, cellular component: cytoplasm. Bases 371 to 1018 code for a protein of 215 amino acids. Gene Ontology annotation, molecular function: glutathione dehydrogenase (ascorbate) activity; glutathione transferase activity. Gene Ontology annotation, biological process: glutathione metabolic process. The transcript has 7 exons.